GAGAUGGGCCCGCCGGGCAACAAGGUAAGAAAAUGGCAACGACGACAGAACCGGUAAACGGCACCGUCUUGGACCAUUUUGCACUCGUGGACUGCGAUAUCGGAAUUCUUUCUUUUCUCCAUCUCGCCGGGAGCGCUUUAUCGUCUGCUCUGCUUCUUCAGUCUCCGGAUAGCGAAAGUGAAGCUCGCAACUGGCGACCGGUAAAUUGCUGCGAAGUCUCAUUCUUCUUCUGCUUCCAUCUAGUCUUUUCUUUUUCUGCCGCUGGUCUGUGCAACUGUUGCCAGUAUGGGAGCUCCGAAACCGUACACCAGGUGUUUGAUGAAAUGCUCGACAGAGUUGGUGUUCAAUGUUCAUUCGCCUGCGAGUCUGCUACUGAUUGCUUAGAGACUAGCAGAACUAGAUUCAGGAGUUCACAACUGUUAGCAAGCGGAGUUGCAUCUACAUUUCCUGGAAGUAUGCUUACCAUGAGAUACUCGCUUUCCCCAUGGCUUGUCAAGACUUACCAGAGCUCCGUUAAACUCUCACCUGUAGCAUUGCCAUCCAAACCUAGUUCACUUGCCACAGUAUGCUGCUACUGUUACAAUUUGUCCCCGUUAGCUGCUACUCAAGUUCAUACUGUGUCAAGCCCAAGUCAGGACCACCAUUCCUCUGCUGAAAAGUGGGAACCUUUCCGUAAGAAGAAAGUUGUUCUGCGAGUUGGCUAUGUUGGUACCAAUUAUAGAGGUCUACAGAAGCAAUACGAUGAGCAUUCGUUGUCUACCAUUGAAUCAGAGCUGGAAGAUGCCAUAUUCAAAGCUGGCGGGAUUCGUGAGAGCAAUUAUGGGCAUUUAAGCAAAAUUGGAUGGGCUAGAAGCAGCCGUACAGAUAAAGGAGUCCAUUCGUUGGCUACAACAAUUUCGAUGAAACUGGAGAUACCAGAGAAUGCAUGGAAGGAGGAUCCUUAUGGCAUUGUUCUUGCUAGGACGGUUAACUCUAAUCUUCCAGACAGCAUCAGAAUUUUCAGCAUUCUACCUGCUCAGAAAAGCUUUGAUCCUAGAAUGGAGUGUGAUUUGAGGAAAUAUUCGUACCUUCUUCCCGCUGAGAUUAUUGGUAUCAAAAGCUUUUCUACUUCGGCUGAAAUUAAUGAGCACAUAUCAGACUUCAGGAAGAUGCUAAAUACCUUUGAGGGUGAUCAUCCUUUUCAUAACUAUACGGUCCGAGCAAAAUACAGGAGAAAAAGUCGUCGAAACAGACCACCUGAGAAAAUUGGACAUUUCUCAGAGGGAGACCGAUCAUCUGUUCAGAUACUAUCCUCGGAUAGUGACCAUGAAACUGAUGAAGAAGAAGAAGAAGAAGAAAUGUGUGGCAUUGACGGCAAUGUUCCUUUAGAUCACUCUGAAGCAGUUUCUAGUCAAAGUGGUGAUCUGUUGAAGGAUCAGAGCUCAGGUGUUGCUGUCCGUGCAAGAUGGCUACACGAACCUGAUGUGAGAGACAGAAUAGGUGCUCCACACUUCAGAAGGAUUAUUCACUGUUCAUGCAGAGAGCUGGAGAAAUCAUCUGGACAUGACUUUGUUGAGAUUUCUAUAUGGGGGGAGUCUUUCAUGCUGCACCAGAUCCGGAAAAUGGUUGGAACUGCAGUAGCAGUAAAACGUGGGCUGCUCCCAAAGGACAUCUUAACAUUGUCACUGGCAAAAUUUUCAAGGAUUGUACUGCCGCUUGCUCCUUCAGAAGUUCUGAUUUUGAGGGGAAGCAAUUACUCGCUGAGGAGAAAAGCUCGAGAAGGGACACGGCCCGAGAUGCAGGCAUUGGCCGAAUCAGAAGAAAUUCAAAGGGGAGUCGAUGAAUUCUACACUAGCAAAAUGUUGCCAAAAGUGUCUCAGUUUUUGGAUCCAUCUGGUUCUCCUUGGUUGGAAUGGGUGGAGAAGCUGGAUGAACACACACCUAUACCGGAUGCAGAAUUAGAUCAAGUUAGGAGCGCCUGGAAGGCAUGGAAGGAGAGCUAUCCCGGUAGACCCAGCAGCAUUGAUUCUGGCAACUUGUAAACCCAAUUGGUAUUUGCACUGCUUUUCUUACUCUUCGAAUUUGUGAGCUUGAUUUGCAGUGAUUGUGGUCCUGAAUUGUUUUUUUUUUUUUUUUUUUCCCUUCCAGAACCGGGAAAAGUGUCUUGUGAAUACCAGCAUUUUCCAUUUCUUCUGCCAUUGUGAGUCUGCUCUGGUACGCUUCAUAACUGGUACAUGUGCUAUUGGUCUGCAGCAUUUCAGGAGUUCUGGCAUGGUGUGAACUGUGAUUAGACUUAUGGCCGCCCAAGCGAAUUUUUUGCACCUUGCGAUGCCGCUACUCAUGUGGAAGCUAGAGGAGAAGCGUAAGCAGCUGCUUCUACACCAAUUCCAUUUUGAUAGAGACAGCAGCAGUUGAAUGUUAAUGUUGUGGGCAUGGUCGCAUGGACGGUCACGGUUCAGUGCUAUUAAGAACACUGACCAUCUUGACACUUGAAUGCUCUCAUGACUCACUCAGUGACGCUUUGGCAUACAUACCGAAUUACCACCUAAUUCACAUUUGGGCACUUAAUUAAGACGGACAAUUUUCGGGUCCUUUGUCUGUACUACAGAAAUUGUAUUAGGACGGUACACAUCAUUUGUUUUAAACAAGGUUGUUAACCCGUGGGUUGACCCGGACCCCGUUGAACUAGUGGGUCAAGGGUUAAUGGGUCACCCGUUUUAGCCCAGAAAUAUGGAAAAAGUAAUUAUAUUGUACUUAUCCUGAUAAAUUAUAUCAAAUCUCAUCUAACAUAUGACUUAUAACAUAUAAUAUUACACCAAAAUAACAUUUCGUACUUAGAUUCAAUAUAUAGUGAAUUCACACACACUUAUAUAACAUUAAUAUUCAAAUGUUCAACUUAGGAUUCCAAAGAUUGAGUUAGGCGAAAAGAAAAAUCGGAAAAUAGGCGUAUUUCUCAAAACAAAGAAAAAAAUGACACAAUUUGACCUCCAACCAGGUACCUUGUAGCGGUCGACCCGGCGGGAGCGUGCGUCCCAUUUUUUUACCGGGUCAUGGUCAAAUUGGGUCGACCCGCGGAUUGACAACCUUGGUUUUAAACGAACACAUCUGUGUAUCGUGUAUCACUUAUCCAUUUCUAGAUUGUAUAUUUGUAGGGGGUGUUCAAAAGGAUUGGUUACCGGGGUAACCAUAUUAACCGGUCGUAUUCGGUUAAUUUGGAUUGGUUAAUUUGGAUAAUUGGUUUGGUUUGGUUAAACAAUUUAGCUUAUGUGGUUUAGGUGAUUUGGUUUGGUUUCAACACUUCUAACCAGUGGAACCAAUUAACCAAUUAAUGAUACACCUAAUAUACAAAAUUAUUUAUACAUCCAUGCAACCAGCCAAACCAAAUUUUCGUGAUUCCAUAUUUUAUUUCCAUGUGCACGACAUACCAAAACAUUAUGGGUCAAAAAUUAAAUGAGUCUGUCUAUUUACUAAACCGAAACAUUUUGGACAGCUACUAGACUUUUAGAUUAUGUACAAUAUCAUGACAGCCACUUCAAACUAUGAAUAGUUUAAGUGUUUUGUAGAAGAGCUUUAACUUCCUGGUGAGGGGUAUUGGUAUAUUUUUGUGUUAAGGGAUUUGUUGCAAUCUAACUAUAUUAGGUGCAGAGAUGAUGAAUGAUAUAUUAACUCGAAUGGUGAUGAUAAAUUGAUAAUCAUGGA
This is a messenger RNA of Linum trigynum, 3678 nucleotides long. Lineage: Eukaryota; Viridiplantae; Streptophyta; Magnoliopsida; Malpighiales; Linaceae. The record is from the annotation of a GenBank genome assembly.